Molecule: messenger RNA, 1423 nt
Organism: Ananas comosus (pineapple)
Lineage: Eukaryota; Viridiplantae; Streptophyta; Magnoliopsida; Poales; Bromeliaceae
Product: gibberellin 20 oxidase 2-like
Exons: 3
Coding region: 48-1223 (391 amino acids)
Biological process (GO): flower development; gibberellin biosynthetic process; response to light stimulus
Molecular function (GO): gibberellin 20-oxidase activity
Source: RefSeq, a predicted model, not a curated record
AACCCCAACAACUUAAUUAAACAAAUUAAAUCAAACAAGAGUUAAUUAUGGAGUGCUCAUCGAACCCCACUCCUCUUCUGCUUUGCCAUCCUCCUUUGGACAACCUCGACAAAGAGAAGAGCACCGUAGACACCAAUGGCAGCGUCGACCGAGUAAUUGCGUUCGACCCCUCCGCGCUUCGCCACCAACGCAAGAUCCCCGCGGCCUUCAUCUGGCCGUCCAUCGACGCCGCAUCGACGGACGACGACGGCCUCGCCGUCCCUGCGGUGGACCUCAGCGGGUUCGCCGGCGGGGACGCGGCGGCGACGGCGCGCGCGGCGGCGCAGGUGCGCGCGGCGUGCGGGGCCCACGGGUUCUUCCACGUCAUUGGCCACGGCGUGGACGCGUGCCUGGCACGUGACGCGCUGUCGUGCAUGGCGGGGUUCUUCGCGCUCCCGCGCGCGCGCAAGCUGCGCGGGCGCGGGCGCGGGAGCCGGAGCGCCGGGAGCGCCAUGUGGGGCUACGCGGGGGCCCACGCGGAGCGCUUCACGUGCAUGCUCCCGUGGAAGGAGACGCUCUCGUUCGGGUACAGAGAACUGGGCGGCGACCGCGGCGUCGUUGACUACUUCACGUCGAACCUGGGCGAAGAGUUUGAGAGCAUGGGGUGGAUUUACCAAAAGUAUUGCAAAGCCAUGAAGGACUUAUCCCUCACAGUCAUGGAACUACUAGCGGUAAGUUUGGGGGUGGAAAGAUCACACUACAGGGAUUUCUUUGAGGAUAGCAGUUCCAUAAUGAGAUUGAACUAUUACCCACCAUGUCAAGAGCCCGAGCUCACCUUAGGGACCGGACCGCAUUGCGACCCGACCGCAUUGACUAUCCUGCACCAAGACGACGUCGGCGGGCUCGAGGUGUUCGCCGACGGCAGGUGGCGCCCGGUCCGGCCCGUUGACGGCGCGCUGGUCGUUAACAUCGGGGACACCUUCAUGGCACUAUGCAAUGGUAGGUACAAGAGCUGCCUGCACCGCGCGGUGGUGAACCGGCAGCAGGAGCGACGGUCGCUGGCCUUCUUUCUGUGCCCGCAGGAGGAUCGGGUGGUCAGACCGCCCUCCGGCAACUUGGGGGCGCCCAGACUGUACCCGGACUUCACCUGGGCUGAAUUUUUGGGCUUCACCCAGCGCCAGUACCGGGUCGACGCACGCACCCUCCAGGCCUUCACCGAAUGGCUCGGCCAAAGCCCCAGUUAAUUCCCCCUCCAUUUUCAGCCAACAAACCCAACCUUAAUAUAUAAUGCAUGCUUCUCUCAUAUUCAGGUUUCAAAUCAUUCGGAACGAAUUAAGGGUGGGUUUCUGGUAAAUAUUUAUAUGUUAAUGUCACUUUCCCAUGUCAAUUAACUUUUUUAUUUUUGCGCUUUUAAUUCCUCUGUACAUAAAUAAGUAUAUAUUAA